AUGGCGGACCUGGAGGCCGUGCUGGCCGAUGUCAGCUACCUGAUGGCGAUGGAGAAGAGCAAGGCGACCCCGGCCGCCCGCGCCAGCAAGAAGAUCGUCCUGCCCGAGCCCAGUAUCCGGAGCGUGAUGCAGAAGUAUCUUGAGGAGAGACACGAAAUCACCUUUGACAAGAUUUUUAAUCAGAGAAUUGGUUUCUUGCUAUUUAAAGAUUUUUGUUUGAAUGAAAUUAAUGAAGCUGUACCUCAGGUGAAGUUUUAUGAAGAGAUAAAAGAAUAUGAGAAGCUUGAGAAUGAGGAGGAUCGCCUUUGCAGAAGUCGACAAAUCUAUGACACUUACAUCAUGAAGGAGCUGCUGUCCUGUUCGCAUCCAUUCUCAAAGCAAGCCGUAGAACACGUACAAAGUCAUCUAUCAAAGAAACAAGUGACAUCAACUCUUUUUCAGCCAUACAUAGAAGAAAUUUGUGAAAGUCUUCGAGGCAGCAUUUUUCAAAAAUUCAUGGAAAGUGACAAGUUCACUAGAUUUUGUCAGUGGAAAAACGUGGAAUUAAAUAUCCAUUUGACCAUGAAUGAUUUCAGCGUGCAUCGGAUCAUUGGACGAGGAGGAUUUGGUGAAGUAUACGGUUGCAGGAAAGCAGACACUGGAAAGAUGUAUGCAAUGAAAUGCUUGGAUAAGAAGAGAAUCAAGAUGAAACAGGGAGAAACCCUAGCCUUAAAUGAAAGGAUCAUGUUGUCCCUGGUGAGCACAGGAGAUUGUCCUUUCAUCGUCUGUAUGACCUAUGCCUUCCACACUCCAGAUAAACUGUGCUUCAUCUUGGAUCUGAUGAACGGGGGUGACCUGCACUAUCACCUCUCGCAGCACGGGGUGUUUUCCGAGAAGGAGAUGCGGUUUUAUGCCACAGAAAUCAUCCUGGGGCUGGAACACAUGCACAAUCGGUUUGUCGUUUACAGAGACUUGAAGCCCGCCAAUAUCCUCCUGGACGAGCACGGACACGUGAGGAUAUCAGACCUCGGUCUUGCCUGCGAUUUUUCCAAAAAGAAGCCGCACGCGAGCGUUGGCACCCACGGGUACAUGGCACCUGAAGUUCUGCAGAAGGGGACCGCCUACGACAGCAGUGCCGACUGGUUCUCCCUGGGCUGCAUGCUUUUCAAGCUUCUGAGAGGUCACAGCCCUUUCAGACAACAUAAAACCAAAGAUAAGCAUGAGAUAGACCGAAUGACUCUCACCAUGAAUGUGGAACUUCCAGAUGUCUUCUCCCCUGAGCUCAAGUCCCUUCUGGAAGGCCUGCUUCAGCGAGAUGUCAGUAAGCGCCUUGGCUGCCACGGAGGCAGCGCACAGGAGCUGAAAGCGCACGACUUCUUCAGAGGCAUCGACUGGCAGCACGUCUACCUGCAGAAGUACCCUCCACCCUUGAUCCCUCCCCGAGGGGAAGUCAAUGCAGCCGACGCCUUUGACAUCGGCUCAUUUGAUGAAGAGGAUACCAAAGGCAUCAAGCUUCUUGAUUGCGACCAAGAACUCUACAAGAACUUCCCUCUGGUGAUCUCUGAGCGCUGGCAGCAGGAAGUGGCGGAAACGGUUUAUGAAGCAGUAAAUGCAGACACGGAUAAAAUCGAGGCCAGGAAGAGAGCUAAAAAUAAGCAGCUUGGCCACGAAGAAGAUUACGCCCUGGGGAGAGACUGCAUCGUGCAUGGGUGCAUGCUGAAGCUGGGGAACCCUUUCCUGACCCAGUGGCAGCGCCGCUACUUUUACCUCUUUCCGAACAGACUUGAAUGGAGAGGAGAGGGCGAGUCGCGACAAAAUUUACUGACAAUGGAACAGAUUGUGUCCGUGGAAGAAACUCAGAUUAAAGACAAAAAGUGCAUUUUGUUGAGAAUAAAAGGAGGGAAGCAGUUUGUUUUGCAGUGUGAGAGUGACCCAGAGUUUGUGCAGUGGAAGAAAGAGCUGACAGAGACAUUCAUGGAGGCUCAGCGGCUGCUACGGCGAGCCCCCAAGUUCCUCAACAAAUCCCGCUCGGCCAUCGUGGAACUCUCGAAGCCACCCCUCUGCCACAGGAACAGCGACGGCCUCUGAACCCCUGACCAAUGGGGAGGGUCCCGGGAGAAAGCACCUCCUCCGGGCAGUCCACGUGGGCUGCUCAGUCCUCAGAGUGCAGCCUUGGGGAAAAGUGUGAGGAUGAGAGACGGAGUCGCUCCCCUCUGGGGUGCUCUGUGGCUGGGGUGGGGCCAGGACCCCGAGAUGCUUCUACUAGGAGUGGUGACCACCAUCAGUUCGGGGGCACUUCCUCCCUCCUAAGGGCCUCCUGCCACCAUCGCAUCUCUCUGUCCUCAAAACUACUGAAGAAAUGCAAAUCUCCUUUUUUGCCAUACGUUUCUUUCGGUUAUGGGUGAACCUAGAACUUGAAAUGCUUCCUACUGAUCACGGCACAUUUUACAUCCGCUGUCAAGCAUAUCUCAGACUUGCUAAGAUGGGACUGAGCAGUCUGCUGUUCAGAUCACCCUGCACUGCCACGUUCUGUCCAUCAACAGCCACUCCUGGGUUUGACUGUCUUUGUUCCGUGCUACUAGGGGGAUGGCAGACCACUCCGGGGGUGUCUCUUAUUCUCCGGGGCUUGAAAGCUGCAGAGGUUUUCUUAGAGGGUUGCACCUGGGCCCUCCCCAUGGGUGUUGCACCCACCAGUACCAGCCUGCCCGUGACAGGGAGCUUAGGCAGCUGGGGAUCGAGGACCCUGCCCCUGACCCCACCCCUGCCCCCUGAGGGUGUGGAAGCACUCAACUCUGGAGGCAUCAGAUCACAGAUCUUCAGAAGGUUCGCAGUGGCUCUACACAGAGGCAGUGGUGGUUUAUAUCUCAAGGCAAUAGCUAUUUUCAAAACCCUCCAAGUCCACAGCACUUUCCUGUGUCUGGGUGCCUGGGACCGCCUGGGGGUGGGGGGCGCCUGUCUUGGGUUUGGACAGAAGCAGUCAUGUGACCCAGCACCUCUGGUUCCCUCUGCCUGACCUCAGGAAGCAUCGCGGUAAUGAAUGGGUCAAGGAAAGAAACUAGGUUUGAGAUUUUAGUAUAAUUUAAAAUGAAUAUUCUUGAAAAAGGAAUGCCGAAGAUGAAUGUGCCAGUGGGGUAACUGUGGGUGUUGAACGUGUGCUGCCGUUCAGCUGUCAUCAGUGACCUCGGGCCCAGACGGGCCGUCCUCUGACAGCAGUGCCUGGGUCCCGGUGGCCGUCCUCUCCCCGGGCUUGGAGUCAAGCCCCAAAUAAGUGCUGGCUUCUGAAACCCAGUGUGUUUCCCAGUGAUGUCCUCCAUGUCGUCAGACUAAAAAUGACAGUAAUUCUCAAAGUCAACGUUUUUGUCCCGUUCUUAGUGCACUUCUAUUGUCUGUUUCCAAGUCGA
Molecule: messenger RNA, 3380 nt
Organism: Budorcas taxicolor (takin)
Lineage: Eukaryota; Metazoa; Chordata; Mammalia; Artiodactyla; Bovidae
Gene: GRK3
Product: G protein-coupled receptor kinase 3
Exons: 21
Coding region: 1-2067 (688 amino acids)
Biological process (GO): G protein-coupled receptor signaling pathway; protein phosphorylation; regulation of signal transduction
Molecular function (GO): G protein-coupled receptor binding; G protein-coupled receptor kinase activity; ATP binding
Source: RefSeq, a predicted model, not a curated record